Molecule: messenger RNA, 1387 nt
Organism: Kickxella alabastrina
Lineage: Eukaryota; Fungi; Kickxellomycota; Kickxellomycetes; Kickxellales; Kickxellaceae
Exons: 2
Coding region: 163-1317 (384 amino acids)
Source: RefSeq, a predicted model, not a curated record
CAAAAAACGCGUCAAAAGCAUACAUUUUUCUCCUGUUCUUUUCCUUUUUUCAAUUUUGAAUCCCUCUUUUUUUCCCUUCCUACUCACAAAAUAAUCAGAACUUUAAUAAUUCCAACAUUUGUACGCCAACACACACACACAUACAAACAAUCAAAUUAAGAAAUGGUCAGAAGGAGUACUCGGAAUCCACCCGAAUACCACCCCGAAUCCACCUACGAAUCCGACCCCAACACUGCUACAACACCGCCGCUAGCACCCCUAGACACUAGCGACCCACAGCGACCCCAGGCACUCCACCGCCUAAUAUCCGCACUUCGCAAUGGUGAUUUUGACUCUGACACUGAUGAGCAGCAGAACGAGGAGCAGAAUGAGCCUGGACUAGGUGGCAAGGAGAAGAAGCUCAUGCUGAGAUUCAGGAAAAGCAAACUACAGGAUGGACAGCCUUUGCGGGUGGAGGAUAUUGAUUGGCCAGAGUUCGAUACGGAGACAAUCAACGAGAUACUGAAGAGACGUGAGGAGCUCCAGAGGCAAAGGUGCGGAGAGAAGAUCAAUCCGGAUGUGAGAACUGCAGAGCUGAAGAAAUCAAGCCUAGCCCCUGCCACAACUGUGCAGUCCGCCAGAAUGGACGAGGAUGAGAUGGACGUAGAUGAGCGCGAGCAUUUCAGAGACCUCUUUGAUGACACGCUCCCGGUCAUUGCCACUGCUCCGAGCAAUACGGCCUUGCAUCUUCCAGCUCGCACCCUAGCCCCCACAGAUACACCCUCGGAACCGCGUCCGCACCCAGCAUUGAUUCGCACCACGGCAGAUGCCACGAUGGGCGCGGGGUUGCCCAAGGAUAUGCGUUUGGUAUUGCAGUAUGAGCUACGCCGGGAGGAGAGCCUUUUGAAGGAUUUGAGGGCGGAGAUUGUCGACAAGUUGUUCAAGUUGCAGGCGGAGGAAAAACUGUUAAGGAUGAUUGUUCGCGACGAGAUGGAUGUCGAUCAGCAGGAGGAGGAAGAGGCUGCGGCAGCAGCAGGAGGGGCAGCUGCGGCGGCAGUUGCAGAGGAGAGUGAAGUGAUGGGGGCUUCCGGGUAUGGCGGGGGCUUUGGGGAAAUCGGCGAUGGGAGGCAGUUGGAUUAUGUGGCAGCCGCGGCAGCCGCUGCGGCGGCUGUGGCUGCAGCGGCUGCGUCGGGCCAGGGGAUGGACGAGGACAGCGAUGAUGCGUCGUCGCUCAGCGGCAUGUCAUCGAGCUCCAGCGAGGACGAGGUGCAGGACGAGGAACUCGAACGCGGCGCCCUAAAAACCGCACUGUCCCAGUACCUAAACUCGAAACAAUGACCAUAAGACGACAGCAACAACUUCAAAAAGUCUAAUAACAACACCUUGCAAAAAGUAAAAUAAUAAUUAA